Messenger RNA from Fusarium sp. VM40, 1530 nucleotides. NCBI's taxonomy places the organism in Eukaryota, Fungi, Ascomycota, Sordariomycetes, Hypocreales, Nectriaceae. The record is from the annotation of a GenBank genome assembly.
AUGAAGAACCCGGAUCAUUCCAGUAGUAUCCGUACCCGACCGUUCAAACGCAGCUACGUCGCAUGCGUCUCGUGCCGAGCACGCAAAUCAAGAUGCAUCAUCAAAGACAACCCUCCCUGCGCUAAAUGUGCCAGGGAACAUCGUGAGUGUCGGUUUGAUCGCCGGCCCAGGGCUCCCAAGCACCGUGAUGCCCCGGAAUGGACUCGCGGGAAUGUUAUCGACGUCGCGCCCGCCACUCAAACCCUUCAGGCAGCGAAUCCCUCCCCCUCGGAACAUCUUGGCUUUAAUUCGUCGCCGAACAAUACUAACAAUCCACUGUACAAUCGGGUGCAGUCGACAAUAGUCACUGGGACUAAUGAUGCACUGGACUUUCUGUCAACCGCUGCAGGACAGCAUAGCAUUGCUGGUUCAGCACCAUCCCAAGGCCAUCCUUCAGCCAGCCACGUUCAGUCUGACGGUCCCAAAGUCGUAUCUGGUGGAUCUAAUGGAGUCGGCUUCACCAUCACAGCCCUUUCAGAACCGGACGAUGCUUGUCUAGAUAUGUGGGACAAGUGUCGCUUCGUCCGUCAGGGCUGGUUUACGGCCCAAGAAGCUGUCACCUACAUCGACUUCCAUGCAUCUCGUGAACAACUCGUUUACAGGGAGGCCAUGCUAUGCUGCACCCUGCUCAUGAUCUCAUCCCGAUUCUUGACACUUUCCGGUGCAGGCGGUACAUCCAGAAGUCACUACGUUCACCAGCGUCUUUGGAGUCACUGUGAAGUCCUUAUUCGACGCAUCGUGCUAGGCCAGGAGAAAAUAUCUACCUCCCAAACAAGAACGAUUGGAACCAUAGACAGCCUGAUUCUGAUAUCCUAUUGGCACCCUCGAGCUUUACACCUCCCUCCUGAAACAGACGGCUGGGAUGGUCUACUUGUCACGCCUGGAUAUGAUCGAGUCAAUCGCAAGCAUAUCAACAACGAAGUUCCACUUAUUCGGUGGCGAGAAGAUGUCUUUGAACCAGCAAAGAGGGCCAGCAGAAUGUCAUGGAUGCUCUUGGGUAUGGCCAACAACUUGGCUUAUGAACUCGCAAUAUUCUCAGGUCAGUCAGGCGAUGCAAACCAGGCUGCAGGUGGUGAGGUGCUUCGUGGCCGUCGAGCUCAAAAGCUCCUCUACAAUUAUCUGACUCAGACUGCCACUAGACUUGGCUACCCUUCUGUGUCUCGUCUGUCCACGCAAGAAACAGGUGAACCGAUUGACCAGUCCUGGAUUUCUUAUAUGGAUCUCAGUCUAGAACUUACCCAACUAUCGCGCACAGCAUCUUCGAUGUUCUUUCAUUCAGCAAUCCAUCUUCAAACACAAGUGCUCGGAGAUCACUACGUAGAUCUCCUUGAACACUUUUCUCUGUCUCUUUCAAAAUGGCAGGAAAGGUUUGACAACAUGAACCGAGCUCCUGAGAAUAAGAAGGGACCACUGGAUAUCUCUAGGGUAUGCGCGAAGCAGUACGGAACUAAUCUUGGCUUUAUAUCACCCAUGCCUCAGUAUUGCGCCUAG